CCUAGUCCUCUUCCUCUCGCGCCCCGCCCCCAAAUCAACAAUCACCGCGGCCCCAAAUCCAUCGAAAACCCCAGGAUUUAACCCUGGAAAUCAGCCCAAAAUUAGAGGAAAUAUAUAUAUCUGCUUGCAGCCAUCCAAUCCGCCUCUCUCGCGCGAACCCUAGGAAUCUAGGAUAAUGGGGGAGGCGGCGGCGGCGGCGGAGGAGCUGCUACAUCGGAGGAUAGAGUUCCACGCCGCCACCAAGCCCCGUCCGCCGACGAAGGCGGCUGUGGCCGUGCCGGGAGGGUUUCGGAUGGAGAAGAGUCUCUUCGCGGGCGCUAAUAACCGCGUGGGGGCGGCGCGGGGCGGGCCGGAGGGCAGGAUGUUCGAGAAUGGGGAGAGCAGCGGGGGCGGGCGCGAGCUAAGCGCCGCGAGAUUCUACCUGCGGAGAAUCGGUGCUGGCUUGCACAAUCUCGGCAAUACAUGCUACCUCAACUCAGUUCUGCAAUGCUUGACGUAUACCGAGCCAUUCGUUGCCUACCUGCAGAGCAGCAAGCACAGAUCCUCAUGUCGGACUGCUGGAUUCUGUGCAUUAUGUGCUCUCCAAGACCAUGUUAGGUUUGCUCUACGGUCAACUGGGAAAAUUCUGACACCAGUGCAGUUUGUCAAGAACUUAAGAUGCAUUUCUCGUAGUUUUCGUAACUCUAGGCAGGAAGAUGCUCAUGAACUAAUGGUUAGCUUGCUUGAGUCAAUGCACAAAUGUUGUUUACCAUCUGGUAUACCAAGUGAGUCUCCAAGCGCUUAUGAGAAAAGUCUAGUUCACAGAAUAUUUGGUGGCCGCUUAAGAAGUCAGGUGAGAUGCACAAGGUGCUCACACUGUUCAAACAAAUUUGAUCCUUUCCUGGAUCUCAGUCUUGAAAUAGGCAAUGCUGCCACAUUGAUGAAAGCACUUUAUAAUUUUACUGAGGAGGAGCUAUUAGAUGGUGGGGAAAAGCACUACAGCUGCCAGAAGUGCAAGCAGAAAGUUGCGGCAAAGAAAAGGUUUCUUAUUGAUAAGGCUCCUUCUGUGUUGACAAUUCAUCUGAAACGCUUUAGUCCUUUCAACCCUCUUCAAAAGAUCAACAAAAAGGUGGAUUUUCAAACAACUUUAAACUUGAAGCCAUUUGUCAGCAAUUCAGAAGGUACAGAUUUGAAAUAUAGCCUCUAUGGUGUUUUGGUUCAUGCUGGUUGGAAUACACAGUCAGGUCACUAUUAUUGCUUCGUUCGGACAUCCAGUGGUCUGUGGCACAAUCUUGAUGAUAACCAGGUUCGCCAAGUCCGUGAGGCAGAUGUACUAAGGCAGAAAGCAUACAUGUUAUUUUAUGUGCGUGACGAAGUAAGGAGCUCUGUAAUUCAUAAAGGUAGUGGUGCCACCAGUUUCUCAGAAAAGGAAAUGAUAUCCAAAAAGAUUGCAUGUAUGAAUGGUGCAAUUCGAAGUGGUUUAAUGGAAAAAACUUUGUAUUUUCCCCCAAUUUCCAAAGAAGAUAUGAAGUUGCAGAAGCAUGGCCUGGAUAAUGGUCAGCCUAGUGAUAUUACUGCCACUUCACAAGGCCAGUGUUCAAAUGAGCAUAGCACCACUGAAGUUAUCAAUGCUUCAACAUCCAAAAACAUUGAACCAGAAGAGAAAGCCCCACAUGCACUCCCAGAAGGUGUUGAUACCUUGUCCACCAGAGCAGAGCAAAUAGCACUGGGUGUUCAGAGGGCGAUAAUGUCCCGAGGACAACCUGAUGUUUGUAUUCUUGAGAUGAAGUCACAGAAGCUGAACCCAGAUAAUGGUCAGUCCAACAAUAUUAGCGCCAGUUCGCAGGAACAGUGUUCAAAUGAACAUGGAAACACUGAAUUUACUAAAGAUUCAACAUCCCAAAACAAUGAGCAAGUACAGAAAGCCUCAUGCUCACAUGUUGCGGGUACUGCUACAUUCUCCACCAAAACAGAGCAAACUGCACUAAUUAAUCAAAGAGAUACAAUGUCUACAGCACAGCCUGAUGUUUGUAUUGUCUGUGAUGCGAACUCUGAUCAGAAGGUAUAUGAGAAGCCAUUACAGGAAUUGCAACUAGAACCUGAUGGUGCACUAACUGAUUCAGGCAAAGACUUCCCUGCUUCUGCACAGCCUGAUGCUUGUAGUCUCUGUGAUGCAAGCUCUGAUCAGAAGGCAUAUGAGAAGCCAUUGCAGGAUUUGCAACUAGAACCUGAUGGUGCACUCACUGAUUCAGGCAUAGACAUCCCUGCUUCUGUAUUUCAAUCAUGCAAUGGUGCUGAUGGGUUAUUGAGGGCAAACGAACAGGCUAAUGAACCUCGAACAUAUGCAUUUUGGAAACCAGCUCCUAAUACUGAUGCAACAAUUAUUGCAGUCGUCCUGACUGAGGAUACUGCUGUUUCUAGUGAUGCAAUAACGGGCAAUGAAGAUUCAACCAAUGGUAAUGAAGCUAAAGGGACAGAGCCUGUUAAGCAAUAUGAUGGACUAAUUGUGGUGAAGGAGCUUUCUGCAGAAACAAUUGAUGAUAAAGUAAAAGCAGAGGAGCAGACUACUGUGCAGAACAAUACACUGGGGGAUGCGCAGUCUAUGGUUAAGGAAGUCUCUCUUAUGGAAACUGGCCAUAUGGCAGACGCAGAGUACCAGUAUAACUCGCUGAACACUGGAGGUGCCAACUGUGAGAAAAAAAUCUCUUCUGAAACCUCUGCGCAUGUGGCUAGCUCCGAAGAUUAUGUGAUGUGCUCUGAAAACUUUGUGCAAGUGGUAGAUAAGGGUCCAUGCCAUGGCAGUCAGCAUAAAAACAUUAAAAUCAAGUCAAAGAAGCAUGUGAAUUAUCCAGUUGUCAACUUUUAUUUUGGGUCUAAACAACUGUUGUUGGCGUCACUGAAACCACGCAAGAAAAGGAAACACAAGAGAACUAGAAGGCGUUCAAAAUCAGAUGUAAACCCUGAAAGUAUUGCCAAUGAUCAGCAGACAUCAACAUCGGAAAUUGUUCUUACUAGUGGCAUAUCAUGUAAAUCCCAUAGACGAAAGUGCUCUUGUAACACUGCAGGUUCUGAAGAUGCUAUCCACAUGUAUAACAAGAAACAAAAUCUUGGAAACUCCUGUGCUGCCGAACUUACCAUGGACAAGAAGGGCAGCAAGGAUGCAACUCUUGCUGUUGCUGAGCUAGGAAGCUCAUUCCCGAGCUCUGUGUCAAAUCCUGAUUCAGGAAAAUGUGGGGAUACAGAUAAGAAAGGCUCCUGGCAUUUCGAUCUCCUCACAAGGGGUUUGAGAGUUCCACGAUGGGAUGACGACGACAUGCCAAAUACCAAGGCAGAAGAACUGCAAUGUUCGAGUGCCACCAGCAUUGGCUAUGUUUUAGAUGAAUGGGACGAGGAGUAUGACCGCGGGAGGACGAAGAAGGUGAGGAAAUCCAAGCAAGACUUCAGUGGACCGAACCCUUUCCAAGAGAUGGAAAACAUCAGAUCACGGCAGCGGAGGAGAUUGCGAACUGACCAGGCCAGGUCUGGGCACGAGCCUCUAAGGAUAUGACACGUUGUAGAAGCAUUUCGCUGUUGUGUCCAUCAGUUUUGAAACGGAUUUUCUUCUUUGUAUGUUUUUCAAGAUUUCUGAUGUGUUAUAUAGAGUUUGGACCGAUCAAUUUGCCUUGUAUUUAUUUCCAAUCGAUCAGUGGAGAAAUGAAAUGACAACUCUUUGUUCU
Molecule: messenger RNA, 3695 nt
Organism: Panicum virgatum (switchgrass)
Lineage: Eukaryota; Viridiplantae; Streptophyta; Magnoliopsida; Poales; Poaceae
Product: ubiquitin carboxyl-terminal hydrolase 36-like
Exons: 12
Coding region: 176-3526 (1116 amino acids)
Biological process (GO): protein deubiquitination
Cellular component (GO): nucleus; cytosol
Molecular function (GO): cysteine-type endopeptidase activity; cysteine-type deubiquitinase activity
Source: RefSeq, a predicted model, not a curated record